Cutaneotrichosporon oleaginosum is the source of this 1137-nucleotide messenger RNA. RefSeq lists its product as uncharacterized. NCBI's taxonomy places the organism in Eukaryota, Fungi, Basidiomycota, Tremellomycetes, Trichosporonales, Trichosporonaceae. The record is from RefSeq and is a predicted model, not a curated record.
AUGCCGCGGCGCCGCUUCAGCACGCCUGCUAAGCUGCAGCAGCCCAAGCCGCUGCGACAUACGCUUGUACGCGCGCGCUCCGACGAAGGCUGGAUGCUGCUCGAGCGCGGCAAUUUCGAGGUGUACCUGCCCGCGCUACCCACCGCGUGGAGCACCGACGGCCUCCCCCUCUCCCAUCAGCCGAGCAUCCAGGCGCUCACCCACGCCUGCGCUGAUGCCGACUCCCUCUCCAGCGUCGAGGCUGAUGUUGGCCAUCUCACCAUCCCGGUCCGCACGAGCAGCCUGGAAAUCGCACGGCGCGAUUCCGAGAGCGGUGUUCACGUCCGCCCAUCACUGGACGUCGUGGAGAUGUCCCGCUCCAGUCUAGAUGCGCCCAAUGUGCCGUCCAAGUUUGUGUACAAGACGCCUUCGUUCAUUAUUCACGAGCGCGAUUGCUUCCCCUUCCGACCCGCGAUCCUCGUGCAGGCGCCGACGCCGCCUCGCGCUGUCUCGGGCCCAAACGCCACUGGCGCCUUUACAGCGCCGCCUCUCACGCCGCCCUCAACCAUAAUAAAGGAGCCGGCGCCCCUCCCCUUUCCGCUCGUGCCGCGUGAUCCUUCCAUCACGUCGAUCCCCUCCCUUUCCGCCGCCUCGCUUCACUCGACACUGUCCCCUUCCAUCUCCUCUCCCCCGCCUGUUCCCACGCACCUGCCACCUCCCGUCGACACUACACCCCGCGAGCUCGCCGAGCGCUCUGAGCGUGUUCAAACCCUCUCCGACUCGGUCAUGCGCUCGCGCGCCUACUCGGCGCUCAUGAACCGACACUGUGAAACCCUGAGCGUGGCGCUCGAGUCCACCGCCGAGCUGCAAGAUGCUCGCGCCGAGAUCGUGCGCCUCAAAUCCAAGGUCGCGCAAUACCGCGCCGUCAACCGCACGCUUGUGGACUGGGGGAUGAGGUUGCGAGAGGAGAACGAGGUGCUUCGCGCUGAGGCGGGGGAUGCGCCGGGCGUGGUGUUGUUUGACCCGGAGCGACACAUGAGGAGCAGAGAUGACGAUGAGGGGUACGAACUGGGCGAGAAGGGGUAUGAGGAGGACAGCUGGCGCAUAGACGAGGGCGACGAAGAAGACGAGUAUGGGUAUGACGAGGGUGUGUUUUAG